Molecule: messenger RNA, 2807 nt
Organism: Polyodon spathula (Mississippi paddlefish)
Lineage: Eukaryota; Metazoa; Chordata; Actinopteri; Acipenseriformes; Polyodontidae
Product: claudin-20-like
Exons: 1
Coding region: 112-780 (222 amino acids)
Biological process (GO): bicellular tight junction assembly; cell adhesion
Cellular component (GO): plasma membrane; bicellular tight junction
Molecular function (GO): structural molecule activity
Source: RefSeq, a predicted model, not a curated record
UUCUAUUUGCACAACUCUCAUAUCAACACAGUCCGCUGGAGCCUCAGCCGAGGAGCUAUCUAUCUGCUGUAAACUGAAGAGUGGGGAGAGCAAAGGUGAGAGGACACAAGCAUGGCCUCAGCAGGAAUGCAGAUCUUUGCCUUCAUCCUGGCGCUGCUUGGCCUCUUCGGAGCCACAGUCUCCACCCUGCUUCCCAGCUGGAAGGUGAGCGCUGACCUGGGCUUGAACAUCAUCACUGCCACCUCCCAGAUGCAGGGGCUGUGGAUGGACUGCACCUGGUACAGCACGGGGAUGUUCAGCUGCACACUCAAAUACUCAGUGCUGUCCCUGCCUGCCUACCUACAGACCGCCCGCACCAGCAUGGUGCUGUCCUGCGUGCUGGCUGCCCUGGGGCUCUGCAUCGCCUCCCUGGGGUUAAAAUGCACGCGCUGGGGAGGAGGGGCGCAGGCAAAAAGACACACAGCCAUUGCCGGGGGGGGCUUCCUUAUCGUGGCCGGAUUCCUUUGCCUCAUCCCAGCCUCUUGGUUUACCAACAAGGUCAUCAACAGUUUUUUGGACUCAGCCGUGCCGGAGAGUAACAAGUACGAGCCAGGGGGAGCUGUGUGCGUCGCGUUUGUGUCGGCAGGGUUGCUGUUUGUUGGGGGGGCCAUCAUGUGCACGUCUUGCACCGGGAAGCAGCAGGGACCACAGAACUGUCCUCCGAACAACAAGCAGCAGUGCUGUUCAGCCUCACAGCCUACAGACAAUAAGGCAGAAUACAGCCUGCAGGACUAUGUGUAAUUCCAGGCAACAGACAGCUGGUAUAAUAAGCGCUGCCUGCUCUGCGUUAGAAGAAAGAAAGAUGUGGGAGGGAGGCAGUCCCUUGCACUAUUUUAGGUAUUUUAAAUGCUUCAAUACAAAUGAACUUCUAAAUAUCUUUUAUUUUUAUGGCACUGAAUUCCUGUUCAUUAGUCCAUCAACCCUGAUUAUAUAAAACUCAAUUUCAGCAUCUAAAUGCACAGGCAAUACCUUUCAAAAAAGUAACCGAUAAAUUAGAUAAAAUAUAAAUUUACUACAUAAAGAACUUCAGAUCUGUUUCAGUACCUAAUAUUAGGAUCCCCCCCCGCCCCCCCCCAAUAGCUAGAAAAUAAUCAACAUAUCAGCUGAAGUCCACAUUUUAUCUGGCUUCUCACAGCCUUGAAUUUGAAAACAUCCGACCAAAAAAACAAACAGCACAAUCCUGUUUCUUCAACGCAAACAAGCUAUGUGCGCUGUUCAUGUAUUCGACGCACGCCGCCUGUGCUUUUCACUGCCAUGGUUACAGGACUCUUCUGGAUUGCUGACCCCUCUAUCGCGGUCGGAGGACUGCUGUCAGCCUCUCCACUACUCCCAUUAACAGAUAGCAUCUGCCACUUGUACAGAAACGUCUGAAGAAAUCAGAGUCUGAAUGCAAAGCCUUUGACAAAGUGCACAUGCUACACCUGGGCCUCCUGUUCUCAAGCCCUUUUAAAUCAAGACCAUUGCAGGCAUGAGGACAAAGUCAAUGUUUCUCUUAAUGCUGGAACCUUCUGAUAAUACUGCUCUCUGCUCAGUUAUCUUUCCUUAUUCAAUAAUGUUUUACUUUUAUGGACAGUAACCGUUCAAAACCUUUCAGACGAUAAUUAAAAUGGCACGUUUUACAAGCACUUGUCUGCUGCUGAAAAAAUGAAGAAAAAACUAAAAUCUGUAUUCUCUCACAAUAAAAAAAACUAAGAAACAAGUAUAUAAGUAAUUAGAUUUUGGAUAUAUACCAAUGCCAGGGCAAUGCGUGGAUUUUGACAGGAUGUAUUACAUUUUUAUUUUUUGUCAAAAUGUAUAGAGGGUGAAGCAAAGGUUACUGGACAUUUUAUACAAAAACAGCUUAGCCAGUGGACCUGCGACUUUUACUACACAUUGUGUGUAUACUUAGGGUUACAUAUACUCGAAUCUCACAAGCUGAACAGAUGGAGCAGACCAUAUUGUAUAACUCUAUCAUUUUGUUUUGGGAUUCGCAAAGUUCUCUCGUGUGUCUGUAUGCCUUUGCAUUUACUGUGCAUUCUGUCUAGGUGCCUGACAACUGUGUUUUAUAAUAGAUCAUUUAGGCAUGUAAAAUAACUGAACUUUGGUCAUGCCAGUUUGACAACAUGAAAACCUCACUGGUAACAUCCGGGUGUAAUAAGAGCUGGUUCUCUCAUAAUUAAAGAACUGCUUCAAGUUAAAGGACUGUGAGCAAAUCCUAUGUGUGUGCAAUUAAAUUCAGGGUGUUUUUACAAACCCUUUUAAAAUGUCCUGUAUAAACUGUGUUCAUAUCCAAGUUUGAAAUGCACAAUUCGAGUGUCAGUAGGAUGGAAGCUCGAGGUAUGACAGGGGUGAAGACUUCUUGUGAAGAGUGGGUAUAUACGAAUGGCUUCUAUAAGCAAUGAAAUGGAUCAUUAUAUUACGGUUAAGUGGUGCACCUAAAAAUGAAAGCCUGGGCAUGUGUACGUGUGUUAAGAAGUUGCAGGUGUACGUGUGUUAAGAAGUUGCAGGUGUACGUGUGUUAAGAAGUUGAAUGUGUACGUGUGUUAAGAAGUUGCAGGUGUACGUGCGUUAAGAAGUUGAAUGUGUACGUGUGUUAAGAAGUUGCAGGUGUAUUGUAUUUGUACAUGUACAUGUAUUCUGAACCUCUAUUUCAGGAGCUUGCUCAGACGCACCAGUAACUGUUGCCAUUGCUUUUAAAGGAAACUUUUGUCUCAGUGUUUUGGGUUUUUUUUUCUGUUUAAAAAUAAAGAUUCACACUGUUUUCACAUGGUUGGCUUAGACUUCAUACA